Messenger RNA from Cotesia congregata, 2079 nucleotides. The record is from the annotation of a GenBank genome assembly. Lineage: Eukaryota; Metazoa; Arthropoda; Insecta; Hymenoptera; Braconidae.
AUGUUCAGUGACAAGUUUUCAAUUUUUAUUAUAUUUUUUGGAUUUUUCUCCAGUAUUUUGGCAGGAAAUAAUGCAGAAGCUUCAGGAAUUGUUAAUCUAAGUGGAAAAGAUUUUGGAAAUUUUGAUGUACUAAAUGUUAAAAUUAAUAAUCAAAAUGGUGAAUCUGAAAGCAAAAAAAUUAUUGUUAAUAUUGAUAAUUUAAAUUUGACUGUUGAUUCUACAAAAGGAGGAAUUUGGGUUUAUUUAAAAAGCCAAACUAAUUAUGAUAAUAAGUAUUAUAAGAUUCCAAAAGUCUCAGUGGACCCAUCAUCAGAAAAAGUCUAUAAUCUGGACACAAAAUCUCUUUCUUCUUUCAAUAUUCUUAACAUAACCUUAUCCCCUGACGUAACAAGUCCUGAAAGCAAAAAGAAGAUCAACGUGAUAAUCAACGACAUGGUCGUAGUCCUCGACACCAGGAAUUAUAUAGCUUUGUCUAUGAAAAGCACUAAAGACAUUAAUAAUAACUACAACAACAUGAUCAUCAACGGCAAUGGGAUCUUUAUCGGCUCCAAUAAUAAUAACAACAAUGGGAUUUUCUUCAGUACUAGUAACAUUAAUAACAUUAACACCCACUUCCACUGGGAUGGCACUUCAUUUUCUAAUUUUAACAGCGAAGGUGACAAUUUUGAUAAAGAAGAAUUUGAAGAUGACAUGAACGAGAUGCAAGAAGAUAUGAAAACAAUGGGGGAGGAUAUGAGGAGAGAUGCACUUUUUGAUAGAGAAGAAUUUCAAGAUGACAUGAACGAGAUGCAAGAAGACAUGAAAACAAUGCGGGAGGAUAUGAGGAGAGAUGCACUUUUUGAUAGAGAAGAAUUUCAAGAUGACAUGAACGAGAUGCAAGAAGAUUUAAAAGAAAUGAGGGAUAAUAUGCAGGGAGAUAAAAUUUUUAAUAGAAAAGCUUUUAAUAAAGACAUGAAUGAAAUGCGAGGGAGUAUGAAAAGCCAUCAAGAAGAAUUUAAUAAUAAUAUGGACCAAAUGAGGAAAAAUAUGAAGAAAAUGAGGGCUGUUGGAUCAGGAAACGUUGUCAAUGUAAAUAAUGGAAAAGAUUUUGGAAAUUUUGAUGUUCUGCAAAUGUUAAAGUUAACAAAGACGGUCAAACUGAAAAAAAAAAAAAAAAAAAUAGUAACUGUUAACAUUAAUAAUUUAAAUUUGACUGAUGUUGAUUCUACAAGAGAUAAUGGAGUUUGGGUUUAUUUGAAAAGCAAAAAUAACAAUGGAAACAAUAAUAGAAAUCCCAGUGAACCCAUCAUCAGAAAAAGUUCACACUCUGGACACAAAAAUCCUCUCUCUUCUUUCGACAUCCUCAAUAUAAACUCACCCCAAGACGUAACCAGCCGUGAAAGUAAAAAGAAAAUCAUCGUGAUGAUCAACGACGUAGUUGUGACCCUCGACACAAGAAAUUGCGCUGAUUCAGGAAAAGUUGUCAAUGUAAAUGGAAAAGAUUUUGAAAAUUUUGAUGUACUGGAUGUUAAAAUUAACAAAGACGAAACUGAUAGUAAGAAAAUAGUAAUUGUUAAAAUUGAUAAUUUAAAUUUAACUAUUGAUACAACUAGAGGAGGAGUUUGGGUUUAUUUAAAAAGCCUGAGUAAUAAUCAAAAUUACAAUUCGAUCCCGAGAAUUCAAGUAAGCGCUUCUGAAAAAGUUCACACUCUAGACACCAAAACGCUCUCGCCCUUCGACACCCUGGUCAUAACCUUGCCCACAGACGUGACCAGCCUCGAUAGCAAAAAGAAGAUCAACGUCUUCAUCAACGACAUAGUUGUGGUCCUCGACACCAGAAACUGGAUAUCUUUGUCCAUGCAAAACUCCAAGAACAUCUUUAAUAAUAACAAUAGUGUCUUUUAUAGCUACAACGACGGAAACAAUAUUGAUGUCGAGUACCACUGGGAUGGCGCUGGAGUCUCCUACUCCUACAGCGGAGGCAGUGGACAUUUUGACAAAGAAGCAUUUGACAGAGGAAUGAAACAGCUCGAAGAUUCUAUGAAGAAAAUGCAGGACAAUAUGCAGAAUAGUUUCCCCUGGAACUGGUCCUGGAAUUAA